This is a messenger RNA of Dentiscutata erythropus, 381 nucleotides long. Lineage: Eukaryota; Fungi; Glomeromycota; Glomeromycetes; Diversisporales; Gigasporaceae. The record is from the annotation of a GenBank genome assembly.
AUGAAUUUAUGUUUAGAAGUAGAAUCAGUAAAAGAAGGAGUUUAUCUCAGUGUACACCACAAGAGAAGUUUAAACCAGGCCAAUAAUCAACAUUGGAUCCUUACUCCAGAAGGACACAUCGCUUUAAAUAAUAAUCCCAAGAAGCCUUAUGUUCGAGUUUUUGAUGAUGAUAAAGAAACUGUUGCUCAGACUGAUUUCAUUGAUAAUGAUUUAAAUCUGAUUUGGAAUGAAAUUCAUUACCUUCUGGUUAAGAAUAUCGGCAAUAAAUUCUUUUUAAAUAUAAUGAAUUAUAAUGCGAAAGAUAAAUCACUUGGAAAUUGUCAUUUUGAGGUUACUAGAGAUCUAAUAAAAGAAAGCAUACAAAAUUGUAUAGAUAUGUGA